AUGUCCACAACCAACUACUCCAUCGCCUCCAUCAUCGCCGCCUACGGAGUAGGAGCCGCCCCUCACGGCUACUACCUUGUCCAAAUGAUGGCCAAUGCAAAAGGCCAAGCGAGUAAUAUCCUUCCCCGCGAGAACCUCUCCAAAUUGAAAGGCAACAUCCCUGCCGCGGUAUGGGAUACAAUGGCCAGGGCCCGCGGCGCGCAUUCAAAUGCCAUGGAGGGAUUGCCGAUGUUUGCAGCUGCUAUGAUAGCAGGAAACGUGGCGAAACUUCCCGCUGAUGAGCUGAAUGUUCUGGCGGCGGAGUAUAUUGGGGCGAGGAUUUUGUAUACGGCGGUGUAUAUGGGCGUCAGGUCUGAAGCGCUGAGUUAUCUGCGGACGGGUGUGUGGGCAUGGAGUUUGUCGAUUCCGAUCUGGGGACUUGCUAGAGCUGGGAGGGCGUUGAAUGCGGAGUAG
Messenger RNA from Aspergillus melleus, 453 nucleotides. RefSeq lists its product as uncharacterized. Lineage: Eukaryota; Fungi; Ascomycota; Eurotiomycetes; Eurotiales; Aspergillaceae. The coding region runs from base 1 to 453 and encodes 150 amino acids. The record is from RefSeq and is a predicted model, not a curated record. The transcript is spliced from 3 exons. Gene Ontology annotation, cellular component: membrane.